AAGAACAACAGCAUAUGAUGUUACAACUGGAAGUGCAAAAACCAUUUUAAAAGUCACAGUCAUUGAAUGAAGUGCCCCUUCUCGGGUUUUGAGAUCUAACUGGGAAACCCUCUCUUCUGAUUGUCCGUAUUCUCUUCUCACUCAGAAUGGAUUCAAGGACCUGUUUUUCAGUGUCCAUGAUAAUUUUCCUUGCAGCAAUCGUUGUUGCUCAUUUUCAUUCAUCAGAAGCAGCUGUGUCCAAGGGAUCUUUCGAGGAUAAUUUCAGCAUAAUGUGGUCUGAGGACCAUUUUACUACCUCUAAAGAUGGACAGAUCUGGUAUCUCUCCCUAGACAAAGAUACAGGAUGUGGAUUUCAAACAAAACAGCGCUACAGAUUUGGGUGGUUCAGUAUGAAGCUGAAGCUGGUCGCAGGUGACUCUGCCGGUGUUGUGACAGCAUAUUAUAUGUGCUCAGAAAACGGUGCAGGGCCAGAAAGAGAUGAGCUUGAUUUUGAGUUUCUGGGAAACAGAACUGGGGAGCCUUAUUUGAUUCAGACAAACGUGUACAAGAAUGGGACUGGUGGGCGUGAGAUGAGGCAUAUGCUAUGGUUUGAUCCAACUGAGGACUACCACACCUAUUCCGUCCUCUGGAACAACCAUCAGAUAGUGUUUUUUGUGGAUAGAGUUCCUGUGAGGGUGUUCAAGAACAAUGGGGAAGCAAACAAUUUCUUCCCUAAUGAGAAACCCAUGUACUUAUUCUCAAGCAUAUGGAAUGCAGACGAGUGGGCCACACGAGGUGGGCUCGAGAAGACAAACUGGAAAUUAGCACCAUUUGUGUCAUCCUACAAGGACUUCAGUGUGGAUGGUUGCCAAUGGGAAGAUCCAUACCCUGCAUGUGUCUCAACCACAACAAAAAAUUGGUGGGAUCAGUAUGAUGCUUGGCACCUCUCUGGUGAUCAGAAAAUGGAUUAUGCUUGGGUUCAGAGGAACCUUGUCAUCUAUGACUACUGCAACGAUUCUCAACGUUAUCCAACUGCACCAGAGGAGUGUUCAUUGAGUCCAUGGGAUUAAUAUAUACCCUUAUUCUUUUAAUUCUCUAUUUUCUGCCUCUUCAAUUUUUUAGUUACCACUGGAAUAAUUCAUGUGCAGCUUUUAUUUGUAAGCUUUUAAAGUUGCCAAUUUUAUGUUCAAACAUUUUUUCA
Vigna umbellata (rice bean) is the source of this 1180-nucleotide messenger RNA. RefSeq names its product xyloglucan endotransglucosylase/hydrolase 8 (gene XTH8). Gene Ontology annotation, molecular function: xyloglucan:xyloglucosyl transferase activity; hydrolase activity, hydrolyzing O-glycosyl compounds. NCBI's taxonomy places the organism in Eukaryota, Viridiplantae, Streptophyta, Magnoliopsida, Fabales, Fabaceae. The record is from RefSeq and is a predicted model, not a curated record. Gene Ontology annotation, cellular component: apoplast; cell wall. Gene Ontology annotation, biological process: xyloglucan metabolic process; cell wall biogenesis.